AUGGGUCACCAGCAGCUCCACUGGAACCCUCUGAGAAAAUUAGGCCAGAGUUCUCAUUUUUGCCGCGUCUGCUCAAACCUGCACAGUCUGAUCCGGAAAUACGGGCUCAAUAUGUGCCACCAGUGUUUGCAUCUUUACACGAAGGACACAGGCUUAAUUAAGUUGGACUAA
This is a messenger RNA of Diceros bicornis minor, 171 nucleotides long. RefSeq names its product small ribosomal subunit protein uS14-like. Gene Ontology annotation, molecular function: zinc ion binding; structural constituent of ribosome. Gene Ontology annotation, cellular component: cytosolic small ribosomal subunit. The coding region runs from base 1 to 171 and encodes 56 amino acids. The transcript has a single exon. NCBI's taxonomy places the organism in Eukaryota, Metazoa, Chordata, Mammalia, Perissodactyla, Rhinocerotidae. The record is from RefSeq and is a predicted model, not a curated record.